Messenger RNA from Carassius gibelio (silver crucian carp), 1590 nucleotides. Its product is annotated as vacuolar-sorting protein SNF8. Gene Ontology annotation, cellular component: ESCRT II complex. The record is from RefSeq and is a predicted model, not a curated record. NCBI's taxonomy places the organism in Eukaryota, Metazoa, Chordata, Actinopteri, Cypriniformes, Cyprinidae. The transcript has 9 exons. Gene Ontology annotation, biological process: protein transport to vacuole involved in ubiquitin-dependent protein catabolic process via the multivesicular body sorting pathway. Bases 58 to 834 code for a protein of 258 amino acids.
UUGGAACGUUGUAGAGAAGAAGAGCAUAACUAUUGUAGGGGCUUUUAUUGAGGCAUCAUGCACAGAAGAGGAGUAGGAGCUGGAGCGAUCGCCAAAAAGAAACUUGCAGAGGCAAAGUAUAAAGAGAGAGGAACUGUCCUUGCUGAGGAUCAAAUUGCACAGAUGUCAAAACAACUGGAAACCUUUAAGACCCAUUUGGAAGAGUUUGCCAGCAAACACAAACAAGAAAUCCGUAAGAACUCUCAGUUCAGGGUGCAGUUCCAAGAGAUGUGUGCCACCAUAGGAGUCGACCCACUGGCAUCUGGAAAAGGAUUUUGGUCAGAGAUGCUUGGAGUUGGAGAUUUCUACUAUGAGCUUGGUGUACAGAUCAUUGAAGUCUGUUUGGCUCUAAAACACAGAAAUGGCGGUCUCAUCACACUGGAUGAACUUCACCACCGUGUCUUGAAAGGAAGAGGGAAGUUUGCACAGGAUGUGAGCCAGGAUGACUUGGUGCGGGCCAUCAAGAAGCUCAAGGCUAUGGGAAACGGCUUCGGGAUGAUUCCUGUUGGAGGCUCUUAUCUAGUCCAGUCGGUCCCAGCAGAGCUCAACAUGGAUCACACUGUUGUCCUUCAACUAGCAGAGAAAAAGGGCUACGUGACAGUGAGCGAGAUCAGAGACAGCCUCAAGUGGGAGAGAGAGCGGGCCAGUCACGUUCUUGAUCACCUGCUGAAGGAAGGCUUAGCAUGGCUGGACUCCCAAGCUGCGGGAGAGCCACAGUACUGGCUUCCUGCUCUGUUCUCGGAGCUGUUAUCACGGGACGUUACGCCUGAGGAGGCCAACCAAAUGACACCUUGAGAAUAAGACGUUAUUUUGUAAAUAGGUUGUCUUGGUGGAUAGAGUCCAAGGUCAAAGAAUGUCGCAAUGUUGCAAUAAAAAUGGAGAAUAAAAACAUCUAUUCAGUCACAUUUCUCACAAUAUGUUUAUUAUUCCAAUGCCUUAUUAACCACUGGAAAAAGUUUAGGGAAAUAAGACCAUGCCAGUUGUUGUAAUUGUAUAAGUGCAAUCUGUAUUAUAUCUCCUAUAAAAAAAAUAUAUAGAUGUAUAUUGAAAAUGUGGUUCCAGUUUAUUCAGUGAUACUAGAACCAUGACCUAAUAAUAAGAAAAAUCGUCCCUAUUUUAGAUAAGUAACAGCUAAUAAUAAAAGAUAAGCGCGGCAUAUCUAGAAAAUCCUGGACUAUUCAGUGCAACCUUACUUUCCCAAAGACAGUAUAGCAGAUGAAUAAAAAAAUGGACUAAUCCUCAUGACUAUAGACGUGAUCUUCAAACUCCUGCUGCUCCAUAUCAUCACAGAUCAGAGUGCAGAGUGGACAGAUUUUGUGAGACUGCUCAUGUUCUACCAGUUCAACCUCGUUGAUGCCAGGAAAGACCACCCGACAAUGCUGGCAGACCCUAAUCUACACAUAAGGAAAUGCAUACAGUUGAAUCAUUUUGACCUCAUUCUUGAAAUACUGCAUUCAUUAAAAAAGUAAUUACCUGUUUAUCUUGAUCAGAAGGAUUUUCUAUAAUGCAGAAAUGAAAUCUGAGUUUAAUAAACUUGGAGAAAUGCUUCAA